This is a messenger RNA of Schistosoma rodhaini, 3460 nucleotides long. The record is from the annotation of a GenBank genome assembly. NCBI's taxonomy places the organism in Eukaryota, Metazoa, Platyhelminthes, Trematoda, Strigeidida, Schistosomatidae.
CUUGACUUCAGUUUGUUGUUGUUACCACGCACUAUACAAAAUGAGUAGAUUAGACAAGUAUGAAAACGUGCGACAUGUGUAUAGAUUGCUGAAAGAAAAAGGAGAUAUAGACAAGAUGAAGUCUCAAAUCAGGACAAAAUUGAUACUGGGGUUUGGAUCUUUGGAUAAUUCAAUAACAAAGAUUGACAAUCAGACCACUGAUCGAAAUAUAAAGAUGGCAAAUUGCCUAGUUGCAGAUCAUCUGAAUAUUCACGGAUAUAAUUACUCUUUGAGUGUUUUUUUACCAGAAAUUGGGCUAACUAAUUUCGAGUUAGAGGAAUUCAUUAAAGAUAUUUCGCACCUCAGGCCAUAUAGUUGUUUAAAAGACCCCGAAAGAUUGACGAGUUUUUACAAAGAUUCCUAUUCAUUACUUGUGUCAAUUUUGAAAGCCUACGAAGACGUCUCUAGCCUUUCUAAAGAACACAAAGCUGUCCAGGCAGUUGAAGCAGAUGGUUGUGACUUAGAUCACAGGUUAAACAGUAUUAAUAAAGAAUAUGAAGCAAUCAAGUCAUUAGAGAUUUCGGAUGCAAAAAAGUUAUUUGAUGAUCGUUUGGAACAAUAUAAGAAUGAAAUAGAUGUACGAAGUCGAAUGGAAAUGGAGCGACAGAUGUCAGAGUUUCGUCAAAAUGAAUUGAACUCGUUGAAAUCGGAAUUGGAAGAAGAAUUUCAAAAGCGUCUACUUCAAAAUACACAGCGAUUACAAGAAGAAUUUGAACUUCGCUGUCAAUCCCUCAAUGAACAAGAGGUGCUGCUUAGAGAAAAGUACAAUCUAUUUCAACAAAAGGAGGAGCGUGAAUCAUUUGUUAGACGUCAAGCUUUGCAAGCUGAAUUAGACGCUAUCCAGUUGGUGAAAACACAAUUAGAUAAAGAAAAACUCCAAAUAGAUAAUGAUAAAUUGCAGUUUCAUAAGGAUUAUGAGAAAAAUGAAUUGGAAUUUAAAAAGCGUGAAAAUCUUUUGGAAAUUAGAGAAAAAACAUUAGAAAGUGAAAUUCAUGAACAUGUAAACCAAAUUCGUAUGGAAGACGAAAUAAAGUUAAUGAAACAACGUAAAGAAUUAGAAUUACGGUCUGUUCAACUCUCAGAAAACCAGAAAAUGCUUGAAGAGAAAUUGAAAACAUUUGAACAACUUAAACAAGAAUUGUUAAAACAACAAAACAAAUUCACAGAAAUGGAGAUUGUAGGUUAUGAUACUAUUAAAACACAGAAUGAAGUGUUCAAGGCUGAAAUUUCUACUUUACAAAAACAAUUGAAUAACUCUUUGCUUGAACUAGAAGAACAAAAACAAAUUGCUGCGUCGGCAACAACAGAAUUAAAUGUACUCAAAGUUGUUAAACAAGAGAUUGAAAAACUAAUGAACACGUUGAAUAAUGAUCAUGCUGUAAUCAUUCAAGAAAAAUUUACAUUACAAAAGAAAUUAAAUGAACAACAAAGUGAAAUAUACGAACUAAUGGAACGUCUUCGUUCAUAUGAAGGUGGAAAUAAACUGAAUCAUGCACAAACUACUGAAGUUUCCUCUGUGAGUCAUUGGUCUACCGUAAAUCAGAAUCUAAACAAUCCGCAAAUACUAACUGAAGCUGAACGUCGUUCAAUUUAUGAAGAAUGUAAUCUGUCUAUUUCGAGUGACCUAAGUCAUGAAAGUAUGAUUGAUACUAAGAAUUCUGGAAACUCAUUCGCUGUACCCAUUCAGUUGUCAACUGAUCCAAAAUUUGAUCAUUGGUCAAAGCGUUUAGAAUUAUCACGUCGGCGUAUGACACAAUUAAAAUUAGUUAAUGAAGAGUUUGAUUCAAUUUAUGAAGAAUGGAAAUCAGUUGAUUUAAAAGAAUUUUUAUCGAAAAUUCAUAAUGAUUUACCAAGUUUCGUGAAUGCACAUGAAUUGAAUCAACCAAUUAAAUUGAAAGGAGACAAUUCAUCUGACCAAAUAGUCAUGACUAAUAACGAUACUAAACCUGAUCAUGUGAAGCAUCAUCAUCCACUUGAUCAACAGGGUGAAUUGAAUCCAUGCCAAGAGAAUGAAUAUCUAACCUCAUUUACUAAAGCUAAUCCAGAAUCAAAGAAUAUGCAGAUGGGAUUCGAAAAGACUGACCAAAAUGCACAACUUCAUUCCAAUGCAAGAAUUAUACGUGAUUUUUCACCCAGUUCAUCCAGUAUUCACACACCAAAAUCAAAUAAAUUAGAGUUAAAAAAGUCAUCCAAUGAAACAUCGAGUACAAGUUCUCAGAAAUCUAUAAAAUCAUCUUCAACUGUUACUCAUCGUAGUUUUAAGAAGGCAUCAAGUGAUCACCUUCCGAGUCAUAGAUCAAAAAGUGUACUCUCUACAGAAUCAAUAUCUCAAGCAGAAUCCACUGAGUCCAAAACUUCAAGAAAAUCUCACACUAAUUCAUUAGCCAACGAUAAGUUGAACCAUACUAUUUCAUGUCAAUCUAACAAGAAUGAUAUUGUAAAUAAAUCUGUGAGUAGCGAACAAGAUAUUAAUGAAAAUAAAGAAAAAGAAAAACUCCUUAAUCCAAAUCAGACUAAUGUUAAUGGUGAAAUUGCAAAUAAUAAUCAUAAUAAUGACACAAUUGAAAAUGGGUUUCCGUUACUCCUGGAAACUUCACGUUAUGAAGUAGGUUCACUGAAACAAUGUUCACUCGGUAAUAAUGAUCAGAACAAACCUAUAUCCAAUGGGAAUAUCUCGCCGACAUCACGCCAUACAACAACGAAACAAACUGAUUGUAAUGGUUUAAUGGAAAAAUAUUUAAAGCUGAGUUUAAAUGCUAGUUCUAAAUCACUGGUAUCCACUACAUGUAAUCAAACAGCGAACGGAACUAAGAUAACAAAUGGGUAUCAUUCACCUGGUUCAAAAGAAAAGCGUUUAUGGUUCGAGAAUGGCCAUCAUUUUAGUUCUAGUGAAUCAGAUAUUAUCAGUUUGAAUAAUGAUAAAACAAAGUGUCAUUUUACAUCAGGAAAUUUCAAUAAAGAUGAAUUCAUUCCAAACGACAUCGAUGUCGACAGUGGUUCAGAUUACAUUUGGUAGAAAAACACCAUUAUUUUUGUUUUUCUUUCUCCAAAUAAUUAUAUUUAAAUGACUAAAUUUUACAUUGUCUAUGUGUAUGUAUCAUUUUCUUAAAAGACUAAAAUCAUUCUCAUUAUUUUAACUUAUAAAAUGUGCCGGUUAUUCUAGUUUAAGAUUUUUUUCUUAUUUGCGAGAAAUAAAUUCAAACAAGACUUCUUUUUUGUCAACCAUCAUUUUGUAAUGAAGCCUAAUUAUGCAACGACUGAAUGGAAUAUUAAAGUUCAAUAGUUAAUGAGACAACUUUUUUUUUUCUCAGUUCUUACCAGUUUAUGUUAUUUUGUGUAGUAACUAAUAGUAAUAAUAAUAAUAAUAAUUUUGAAAGUGGAAAUAUCAGAUGAUAUGUUGAAUAAAAUGAUUGUAUACUGU